Molecule: messenger RNA, 1948 nt
Organism: Ambispora leptoticha
Lineage: Eukaryota; Fungi; Glomeromycota; Glomeromycetes; Archaeosporales; Ambisporaceae
Source: the annotation of a GenBank genome assembly
GCUAAAAUCGUAUUCUACCUUAUCUUCUUGCUUUUAUUCGGUUUUACCCCAAGAAUUUGUAGUAAACACUUUUAAGUCCCAAAAAGUAUUCACCAAAGGACUUGCACCUAGCUUGUUUGUAUAUAGCUCUGUACCAUAUGGGGGAGAAACCGCAGCAGUGAAUACUUCUGCCGAAUUUUGGCUAAGCAGUUCAGGAACUACAUCCAUAUCAAAAAAGUGUAAUUUCAUGAAACCAUGUAGUUCCUCUCCUUCCUACACAUUAUUAAAAGAAAAAAUUAAAAAAGCCCCUCUACAAACUAACAUUUUGAAAAAUGGAUAUAGAUCCAUGUUAUUUAAUAAUCACGUGUCAUGCAAAAACGACAAGAUAUUGUUAAUGUCAUCGCGGUUCAUCUCGACACCAUCAUCUUCCUUAAUAGUGUCGCGAUGCAAAAGAACAUUUUUUGUAACGCGUCGAUUAUAUUUGACUGCGGAAAAUAUCGAGACACGUCCUACCAAAGAGGAACUGCUCGCAAAUGCUAAUGGUUUUUUUGAUCGUAUAAUGAUUCGAAUCAAGCUUCUGUUAAUGAGACAAGUCCGUCCUUUUACAAUGGAAGACAUCAUGGCUUUGUUUUCUUGGGUGUUUGUGGGUAAUACAUUGUUUAUAGUGAUUGGGACUACGACAUUUGUUAGUCUUAUAUUAGCAACGGCUAACACUCUCCAAUUUCAAGAAUUCAUUGCGAGACAGAUCGGAAAUUAUCUUACUAGAGAAACUGGAAUUACGGUAAUAUUUGAGUCUGCCAUUGUACCACAUUGGAAAGACGGCAAAAUUAGAUUAAAGAAUGUUUCUGUAAAAAGACUUCCAACGAAAGAUUAUCAACUUCCGAGUCAUCUCGCAUUUGCAGAAUCGGAGGAGGAGAUUGAUACAAAUUUUUCAAUGUUUGAUUUGACCAUUGAAAUGAUUGAUGUUGAAUUAUCUUUUGUGAGGUGGUGGGAUGGCAAAGGUUUAGUAAAAAAGGCAACGAUGAAGGGUAUCCGUGGCGUGAUAGAUCGUAGCAAUGUAUAUUGGGAUCCAUCUAUUCCUUAUAUUCCAUCAGAGUGGCGCCGAAAGCCACAGAAUGGAGAUUUCGAACUUGAAUCAUUUCUAGUAGAAGAUUUAUUAAUCACUGUUUAUCAACCAGAAAGCUUUCGCCCAUACAAUGUUUCUAUCUUCACGGCUGAUCUUCGACAACUUAGAAAACAAUGGCUCUUAUACGAUAUCUUAAGUGCGGAAAAUAUUGUUGGGAUGUUUGAUAAUUGCUUGUUUAGCGUUCAUCGGCCACAAAUGCAAAAAACUACCACCGAUCAAGAUUUAAAAGCCUCCAAUAUUAAGAAAAAGUCUUCAUUUCGAAUUGAUGGUCUAAAUAUUGAUCAUCUCAACAAUGGGGUUGCUGGUCCUUUUGGUUGGAUUACAUCCGGUACAGCGGAUAUUCGCGUAGAUGUAAUGUUUCCAAUUGAACCCGAUAACGAUCCCAUUACAAAAAUAGUCAAUGAUAUUGUGGAUAAAAUCGAUGACGUGGUAGUUCAACAACGUGCAUUCUCAUUCGUACGCAAUCAUGGGGUUAAUCUUGAAUCUAGCGUGCCAUUAAUGACGCCAGAUUUAUCUUAUAUGAAUUCUGCAUUGAUAAGACCAAUAGUCGCUUACAUGAAUAACAAUAAAACAGUCAUAACGAUACAGGGUUCAAUUGCAAAACCAUUGAGCGAUUUUGAUGGAUCGUGGACUUUAUAUGAUUGUGGUUUAGUCGAUGACUUUUCAACUGAGAUUGGUAAAGGAUUUGCUAAUCUUACAAGGAAUGCGCAAAAACGUAAUCGACAACUGAAACGCGUUGGAUUGUGGGGAUUACAAUCAAUGACUAAAAAUAUUGCAAAUAUUUGGGAUUAUGCUACGGGACAUCGAGGUUUUUGGCAUUAUAUGGGAACUAUGCCCAUAUAA